Cryptotermes secundus is the source of this 3504-nucleotide messenger RNA. Its product is annotated as matrix metalloproteinase-2. Gene Ontology annotation, cellular component: extracellular matrix. Gene Ontology annotation, biological process: collagen catabolic process; extracellular matrix organization; proteolysis. Gene Ontology annotation, molecular function: zinc ion binding; metalloendopeptidase activity. The record is from RefSeq and is a predicted model, not a curated record. NCBI's taxonomy places the organism in Eukaryota, Metazoa, Arthropoda, Insecta, Blattodea, Kalotermitidae.
UUAUUAACCUCUUUUCGCUUUUCUGUGGAAUUGCGUGGGUCUGCCAGGAAGUGUGUUGCCUCGCAUGUAUAUGUGACUUCUCUAAUUUACUUGUUUUAACACAGCAAUGUGUGUGGAUAUGUAGAAUAAAGACUAGUCAGGAAUGCUUGGCUUUGGACGGAGACUGGAAAACGAAAAACCACAGAUGCUCUCUGCGUUUGUUAUGCUCCUUGCAUUUGCGGUGUUUUUGUGAGGUUUGGCGGUUGGUGAUUCCCGUCGAUAAGGAAAGUAAAGUGGUUACAACAUGAACAAAAGACUGCCUCCUUCCGUGCAGUUUCCCUGUAAUCGUCAUAGAUUAAUCCAUUGCAGUAAUUGAAUAGCGAAUGACUGUUGCAUCGGAACAUCUCUUACAGCACGGUGAAGGGGAGGAUGAAAACUGGUGAUUCACGUGUGUUUUGUAACCCUCCUUCCCCUCUGCUGCACACGCCUAUUCGCUACCUAAGACAAGGACAAGUGUAUGCAAUGAAAGUUAUACAGUAGAAAGAACCGACAUGCGUUUCCAGUUAAAUGCGCCCAUCUGUGAAGCACUAUUGUCAUUAACAAUUCGUGUUACCAAGACGGCGGGUGUGUCUAGUGGUUAUUCAUGUUUUAUAGUUGAAAUGAGAUGAUGGAUACAUUGUUGAGAUUAGAAAUGCCAACAGUGAUGAAGGUCAAAGAACCUAAUUGUAGUGAAAUACGACAAAAGAGGUAUUGUGAAGAUGACGUUGUUGUAAUGGACGGAAGGACUACGAGAAAAAAAUAUUGUGGUUUCAGAAAGUGUCCUAGGUUCGAUGUUCGUGGUUGUCAUAUCAAUUUGUGCUGGACAGUGUGUUUUAUAGUUGUUACGAUUUUGUUGUGGUAUCCAGGCGUAAGUUUCGGGAUGCCAGCUCCAGGAAGACUUGAAGCGGAGCAGCGAGCAGCAGGGAGAGAACACGGUAGCCGACAGAAGAGGGCCAUCAUUGGCGACAAUGUGCACCGCUACUUGAUGGAUUUCGGCUAUCUGCCUCAGUCUGACCUGGAGACUGGCAACUUGAGGACCGACGACCAGCUUCGGGAUGCUAUCAGAACUCUGCAGACGUUCGGCAAUAUUCCUGCAACGGGUGAAAUGGACGAGGCGACUAAGUCAUUGAUUCAGAAACCGCGGUGUGGCCUGCCAGAUAUCGCGUCCAAUCACUUCAGGAGCAAGCGCUACACGCUUCACGGCCAGAAGUGGCACUACACCAACCUCACGUGGAGUCUUCGGACGGUAAAUCCACGUGGACUUGACCCUGGAGUGGUACGGGCUGAACUUCACCGGGCGCUGGACGUCUGGGCACAGAAUUCCAAACUCACCUUCCGCGAGGUCAAUGACGACCAGGCAGACAUUCUAGUCUUCUUUGAAAAGGGCUACCAUGGGGAUGGCUAUCCUUUUGAUGGGCCAGGCCAGAUUCUGGCACAUGCUUUCUUCCCUGGUGGCGGUCGAGGCGGCGAUGCUCAUUUUGAUGAAGAUGAAACAUGGCUUCUCUUGGAGGGUGACCACCAUCAUGGUACCAGCUUAUUUGCAGUAGCAGCUCAUGAAUUUGGCCACUCCUUGGGUCUGUCACAUUCAUCUGUGGCUGGAGCUCUAAUGUUUCCCUGGUAUCAAGGCCUGAAACCCAACUUCCAGCUGCCAGAUGAUGAUCGUCACGGUAUUCAGCAACUGUAUGGUCCAAAGGAUGAUAGAAGAACAUGGGAAACUAUUCCAGAAUACAAUCCACAACUGCCACACUACCCCACUCAUCCACCUUAUUAUCCCAGACCACCAGAUCAACCUAGACCACCACCUGAAUCACCUAGGCAACCAGUGCAGCCUCCUAGACAACCAACUCAGACCCCUAGGCAACCACCUAGAAGACUUGACCCAAUUCCUCCUGACUAUCCGGAGAAGCCAACAAAGAAACCACACAGGAAGUCAGGCAAACCUGAUUCAUGUGAUACAAGUUAUGAUGCCAUCUCUGUUAUCAGGAGGGAGGUGUUUAUCUUCAAAGGAAGGUAUAUCUGGAGGAUUGGGGACAAUGGCUUAUAUGCAGGAUAUCCAGCAGAAACACAUAGGAUGUGGAAUGACUUACCCAAGAAUUACACACACAUAGAUGCAGUGUAUGAGAGAGGAGACAAGAAGAUAGUGUUUUUUAUAGGGAAGCAAUACUACCUCUAUAAUGGUAAUGAACUUGAAAGGGGAUUUCCAAAGCCACUUACAAACCUUGGUCUGCCAGAGUCACUGGAGAAAAUUGAUGGAGCCAUGGUGUGGGGACAUAAUGGGAAAACAUACUUCUUCAGUGGAACCAUGUAUUGGAAGUUUGAUGAAGAUGUUGGGAAGGUGGAAUUGGAUUAUCCAAGAGACAUGUCCAUGUGGAGUGGUGUGGGCUAUAACAUUGACACUGUAUUCCAGUGGAAAAAUGGAAAGACGUACUUCUUUAAAGGAAAGGGUUUCUGGAAAUUCAACGAUUUGCGGAUGCGUGUUGAAAAUGAACGACAAACACCAUCAGCACCUUUCUGGAUGGGUUGUCCACAUGAACUAGAAAGGCCCUCAGAACCAAGAGAUGUUCUUCCACCUAAAGAAGAACUGGAUAUUAAGCCACUGCCAUCUCAGUCUGGUACAGCAUCCAUGUGUUCCAUUACCUUCUUGACUGUGCUGACACUUCACUCUAUGUUCACACUAAGCUAUCAUCUUUAACAGAUCCAUAAUGUGAGAUUGGGAUCACUGAGUAAAGCGGCUGGCUACAGGCUGGAUGACCAGGUUGGAUUCCCAUUUGGAGGAAGAUGUUGCUUCAUCAUCUUGCCCUGGACUGCCUUUCACCUUCCUUCCUCUCCAGUGAGCACUGGGGUCUGUCACCCCAAGGGCAAAGGAAUGAGCUGGAGUGUGAUUACUGAUCACCUGCUUCUAGUGACUGUUGUCUAGCUUAAGACUGUAUGGACCUUGCGUCCAAUCCUGUAUGCCUUCAUGGCAUGGUGUGUGUGUGUGUGAAGGGACAACUUUACAUACAUUCUUGUGUUAAUAGGAUAUGACUGAUUACAGAAUUAUAAAAAAUUCUUGAUGUCUUAGAAAAUGUUCGAUUAUGCAAGCCUCUGUGUUCAGGGGCAUUGACUUAUAAUAUGCAGUGGAGUCUAAAAUGUACCAGAAGUGUUGGUAAUUUAUGAUGGUAUUUCAUGUUUGUAUACCAGGGUUUGUAGUUACUGGUUUUAUUGAUAACUAUAACAACUGUGGAAUGCCCCCACAGUAUAGAAAGGAUGUGAUUUAGAAACUGUGUCUUUACCAUGGAAUUCUGUAACAUCUUUUCAUUGACUCCUGUGUUGUAAUUUGAGAUGCUUUCACACAGAAUUAUAUUCAUUUUGCAGUUACAGAUCAUUGCACUGUCUAAAAAUAAGCUGGAAAUAGGAGCCAUGCUACCAGGCUUGCCAUCUUAACACAUAAAGGACCAGUUGCAUGAUAUCAUGCUUUUUGCUUUUAAACGUGGCAGACAGGUUGCA